Protopolystoma xenopodis is the source of this 1047-nucleotide messenger RNA. The record is from the annotation of a GenBank genome assembly. Lineage: Eukaryota; Metazoa; Platyhelminthes; Monogenea; Polystomatidea; Polystomatidae.
GCUAGUCAGCAUUCCUCUGGCUCUUCACACCACGCCAGGGCUUUCCAAUCGGCCAUGGCGUUUGCGGCUGCCGCCGCGGCUGUAGCAGCCGCCAAAGCCAGCGGUGCUCAAGGCACCGGUUCCUCAGACCGUCUCCCUGCCUACGGAGAUCCUCGGUCAUCAAUGGUCAGUGCGAACGAGCUAGCCUCUCUGAGUAGCGGCACAAGCAGCCUCAGCGGCGGUGACUUCUCUAGACACCUCAUCUGUCCCUCGGGCACUCAUUCAGGCCUGUUAGGCCCAACUUCUCCACCAGCCCUCAACCUUGUGCCGGUGUCGGAGGGGAGCUCAGUGCGUCAGGAGUCUUCACUCCAUCCUGCUUUCGCCGCCUCCUCAUUGUCACACUCAUUUCCCUCCUCCUCCUCUCCCAACACCACCAAUUCCCCUUCACUUUCUCCUUCUGUUGCCGUUGUUGCCGCCUCAUCUUCCUCCUCAUCCUCUUCGCCCUCUUCCUUGUCGGCCUCCGUCGCCGCUGCUACUUCUCUCUGCACAACAUGUACCUCGGAGGCAAGGAAUAACGAACCAUCUAUUCCUCUGGGCGGGGAAAAUUCACUUCCACUGCCCGGCUUCAUGCACGAGUCCUCUUUCCUGCCCGACAGUCGAGCCUUGCAGAGCGUGUCUGGCCCUGGCAUUGACUUGUCGACGAAGCAUUUGAACAGUCCCAGCACAACGACCACGAUUGCGGCUACGCCGACGCUGAGCACAACUACGGCAGCCAACGCUUCAACCAUAAAUAUGCUUUCCUGCGUGCCCGUCUCCCACGUCGGUAGCCAGAAUGGUGCCAUGGUGGCAGCAAUGGCUGCCAGCCUUCUCAUUAAACCCCUUCCGCAAGGAGUGCCCGGACUUCGCCGACCCCCUUGCCAGGCAUUUUCCGGCUUUCACAGGCCUGCAAGUCCGCUUGGACCAACUUUCGAAGGGACAACAGGACUUUCAGGAAGGCUGGAGACGCCGAAACGGCAUCCUGGCUUUAUUUCGCCAAAGUAUGAGGUAAGUGAGCAAGCAACCUCGUGA